Messenger RNA from Mus pahari (shrew mouse), 3571 nucleotides. It is a transcript of the gene Enox1, whose product is annotated as ecto-NOX disulfide-thiol exchanger 1. Gene Ontology annotation, biological process: ultradian rhythm. Gene Ontology annotation, cellular component: plasma membrane; external side of plasma membrane. The record is from RefSeq and is a predicted model, not a curated record. The transcript has 20 exons. Lineage: Eukaryota; Metazoa; Chordata; Mammalia; Rodentia; Muridae. Bases 764 to 2752 code for a protein of 662 amino acids. Gene Ontology annotation, molecular function: protein-disulfide reductase activity; RNA binding.
CGUGCGCACGCCCGCGCGCCCCGAGCCGCGGAGUCUCCAGCGCCCCUGAGCAGAUCCCACUCUCCCGGGCGCUGCUACUCACACAGGCUUCCAGCCGCCACGGGGCGUCCUCUGUCUGCGGCAGCGGCGGCGGCGCGAGCGGAGGCUGCAGUCUAGCCCGGUCUGGCUGCUCGGCGCCCUGGACAGAGUCCGGCAGAAGCGCGAUCCGGAGGAGACGCCGAGGCAAGGAGGAGCCGCGCCGCGCCCGGCGCUCGCUUGCCUCGAAUCCCCGCACCGCGGCCCCAGGUCCUUGGCAGCCAGCAUGAUAAAGUAUUGACAAUACGUGGAGGAGAGAGAGAGAGAGAGGGAGAGACUGACUCACGGCGUUCAGACUGUGAGUUCCAGAAAUUGAUGACCUUGUUUGGUGAUUGGUGGUAGAAGGAAGAACAGACCCCAUGUGAGAACUAAGGAUUUGCAAAACCAGAAGCCAAAGCAGGACUGAAUCCCACAAGAGGGAUCAAGACAGGAGUGACCAGCCACUGUAAGUGAGCUGGCUCCCAAGGGGCUGAAGCAUUUGGCAUGUUGGAGCCAUCCUGUCUUCCGUGGGACUUCCUUUGAACAGCUUCCAUAAAACACUUCUCUGCAUACAUUGUUUCAAUCAAGACCGGAAAGGACAGAUAUCCAUCUUCUUCUCCACAGGCUGCUUUAAGAGUCCAAUGAUCUUCGAGGGGACCCUCCGCUCAGCUGUCAAAGCACCCCGACGCCCCAGGGUGCAUGCAGUUCAAUGGUAGAUGCAGCUGGAUUUGAUAGCGUUGCCCAGUGUCCACAGGAGCUUCGUCAGAUGAUGGCUGCAGCAGCUGAUGGUUUGGGGAGCAUAGCCCUAGAUACCGCCCAGCUCAACAUGUCCGUCACCGAUCCCACAGCCUGGGCCACAGCUAUGAAUAACUUGGGCAUGGUUCCCGUGGGGUUGCCUGGACAGCAGCUCGUGUCUGACUCAAUCUGCGUGCCGGGCUUCGAUCCAGGCCUCAACAUGAUGACUGGAAUCACCCCCAUUAACCCGAUGAUACCCGGUCUGGGGCUGGUACCACCCCCACCCCCAACGGAAGUGGCCGUCGUCAAGGAAAUAAUCCACUGCAAAAGCUGCACUCUUUUCCCUCAAAAUCCAAAUCUUCCACCUCCUUCCACAAGAGAAAGACCUCCAGGGUGUAAGACUGUGUUCGUCGGAGGAUUACCAGAAAAUGCCACGGAAGAAAUUAUUCAGGAAGUCUUUGAGCAGUGCGGAGAUAUCACAGCCAUCCGAAAGAGCAAGAAGAAUUUCUGUCACAUCCGCUUUGCAGAGGAGUUCAUGGUUGACAAAGCCAUUUACCUCUCAGGUUACCGAAUGCGAUUAGGGUCGAGCACGGAUAAAAAGGAUUCCGGCCGCCUGCACGUGGAUUUUGCUCAGGCCAGGGAUGACUUUUACGAGUGGGAAUGCAAGCAAAGGAUGCGCGCCCGGGAGGAGCGGCAUCGGCGCAAACUGGAAGAGGACAGGCUGCGGCCUCCCUCGCCGCCGGCCAUCAUGCACUACUCGGAGCACGAAGCUGCCCUGCUGGCUGACAAAUUAAAAGACGACAGCAAGUUCUCCGAGGCUAUCACGGUUCUGCUGUCCUGGAUCGAGCGUGGGGAGGUGAAUCGGCGCUCGGCAAACCAGUUCUACUCCAUGGUUCAGUCGGCCAACAGCCACGUGCGCAGGCUCAUGAAUGAAAAGGCUACCCACGAACAGGAAAUGGAGGAAGCAAAGGAGAAUUUUAAAAAUGCCUUAACGGGGAUCCUCACUCAAUUUGAGCAGAUUGUGGCCGUUUUCAACGCUUCUACCAGACAAAAAGCUUGGGACCAUUUCUCGAAAGCCCAGCGCAAGAACAUAGACAUUUGGCGAAAGCACUCUGAGGAGCUCCGGAAUGCUCAAAGCGAGCAGCUCAUGGGCAUCCGCCGUGAGGAGGAGAUGGAAAUGUCUGAUGACGAGAACUGUGACAGCCCGACUAAAAAAAUGCGAGUCGAUGAAUCAGAGGCAGACAUUGAAGACGGUGCAGGAGACCCGGCGGAUCCUGGCUUGCCUUCUGCUGCCCUGGCUGCUCAGGCCUACGCCCUCAAAGAGGAGAAUGACAGUCUCCGGUGGCAACUGGAUGCCUACAGGAAUGAGGUGGAGCUGCUGAAGCAAGAAAAAGAACAGCUCUUCCGAACAGAAGAGAACCUCACCAAGGACCAACAGCUACAGUUCCUGCAGCAAACCAUGCAAGGCAUGCAGCAGCAAUUGCUGGCCAUCCAGGAGGAGCUGAACAACAAAAAGUCGGAGCUGGAGCAGGCGAAGGAGGAGCAGUCUCACACACAAGCAUUGCUGAAAGUCCUCCAGGAGCAGUUAAAAGGUACCAAGGACUUGGUGGAGACGAACGGCCACAGCCACGAGGAUGCAAAUGAAAUCAAUGUGUUGACGGUUGCGUUGGUUAACCAGGACCGAGAGACCAACACUGAAAAAAGAAGCCAAGGUUUAAAAUCUGAGAAGGAAGCCCUGCUGAUAGGCAUCAUAUCAACGUUUCUUCAUGUCCACCCCUUUGGAGCUAAUAUAGAGUAUCUGUGGUCAUACAUGCAGCAGCUGGACUCUAAGAUAUCCGCCAAUGAAAUUGAAAUGCUCCUGAUGAGGCUACCACGGAUGUUCAAACAGGAAUUCACUGGUGUGGGAGCAACACUCGAGAAGAGAUGGAAGUUGUGUGCCUUUGAAGGAAUCAAAACAACCUAACUGACGGCCAGGAAAGCUGGAAGCGAAACCGCCUGAAGCCCGCCAGGGCUGUACAGUACGGGAGCAGGAGGGCUGGGGUCUGCCAGCGUGGGACCUGUGCAGAGCCACCAAAGCUUUGUUCAGUGACAUCUGUGGCGUUUUCAUGUGCGUGGAAAUGUAAUUGUGUACCAGUUCCUUACACUAGACCAAGCCUCACACUAUGCCAGACCUGUCCCCAUGAAUACCAAGCAAUGAUUCCACAGUCAGUGACCACAGAAUCUCAAACUAGGCCUUGCUGCAGAAUAGAGCAAAUGCUUACAGUUAAUGGCCCUGUAGCAAUGGUGGUUGCAGGCUACAGAGUUGUGUAUGUAAUGUAUAGCUGACAACAUUAAAUGGCAUUUUCCUGAUGGUCUUUCUGUUUUAGUUAAUAAAACAACAAAAACAGCAACAAAAAAGUGAUUUUACAGUGGGGGAAAAAAUCAUACCAAAAGAAAACUUGAAUAUGUGUUUGAACAGUUAUUGUAUUUUGUAAAUUAAGUUAUAUGCCGUUCCAGGGACUUUUGCCUUAUUGAAGAGGCAGAAAACUAUGAUUGGACUCCUUGAGAAUGCUUUAUCAAGGAUAUUAUUUUUCUAAUGUAACAGUUCUCCAUCGCGUAUUCUUUUCACAUGGACUGCAUAGCAAUUUUCAUAAAAUGUAAAUAGAAGGAACAACUGCUGCUGUCCUAUGCUUGGUAUGUAACAUUCAGGUUUAUGCAUUGAAAAACAUUCGGAAAAUAUUCCUGUUACAAAUUUUAUAGCAAAGAUAUUAAUUUUUUUCAAUAAAUCUUGACUUCUACCAUA